Messenger RNA from Drosophila nasuta, 652 nucleotides. Its product is annotated as acylphosphatase-2. Gene Ontology annotation, molecular function: acylphosphatase activity. Lineage: Eukaryota; Metazoa; Arthropoda; Insecta; Diptera; Drosophilidae. The record is from RefSeq and is a predicted model, not a curated record. The transcript has 3 exons. Bases 242 to 547 code for a protein of 101 amino acids.
CAUUUUAGUUUGAAUUCAACGUCGCAUUGCUAAAAAUCAUACCCACCAAAUUGCAGACUCUCGAUUAAAAAAUAAUUUUCAGAAUAUACAGUUAACAAAUUUCAAUAACUACUCGUCUAAAGAUUCGUGCUUUUAUCGAAUUAAAAAGAAGUCCAAUCGUAACAUAGAGGAUUACAAAGUUCCCUGUGAUUUCAUUCACACUGCGUUUUAUAUAAUCACAAUCUCUUGCACGCCAGAUACAAUGGGCAUUCCGGAUAUUCGUCAAUUGAUCACUCUGGAGUUCGAGGUGUAUGGCCAUGUUCAAGGCUUGAAUCUUACAAAAGACACGCGAGACCGUUGCACCAAGGCAGGAAUCACUGGAUGGGUGAAAAACAGUAAGCGUGGCACAAUAGUAGGAAAAAUGCAGGGGCCCAAGGUGGAGGUGGAUAAAAUGAUCGAAUGGCUAUCCAGUGAAGGUUCGCCGGGCUGUCAAAUCGAACGAUGCGAGCUGCGAAAUCAAAGCAAUUUGAAUCGACUAGAUUACAAGGAUUUCGCCAUUAGAUUUUAAGUCCGCGGGCAAAUAUACAUAUUUCUAUUUCUAGUUUUUGUGUUUGUUAUGUGCACUAUUUUGAUAAGAUUGUAAAGACCAGUAAAUAAAUGGUUUAAAAACCGA